AUGGCGUCGAUGGUCGGGACGAUCGCGCCGACGCCGCUCACGACCGAGUGGCUGGCCGCGCACGGCUGCGACGUCGAGGACGGCGAGGACGUGGACGGCGAGGAGCCGAUGGAGGCCGGCGAGAACGGGUCAAUCUCGCGCGUCGCGCUGCGACGGCGCGGCGGCGAGACGAGGACGCUGGUCGCCAAGCGGCCGCCGACGUCGCCCGCGGCGCUGUCCGUCGCGGCGACGCAGCAGUGGUACGCGCGCGAGCUCUUCUUCUACGAAGCGCUCGCGGGGCGGCUCGACGCGACGACGAUCCGGGCGCCGCGGCGCGCGGCGUCGGCGCUGAGCGCCGCGACGGGCGACUUCUGCCUCGUGCUCGAGGACCUCGCCGCGUCGGGCUGCCGGCCGUUCCGCGAGGGCGACGCGGCCGCGGGCGCCGCGGCGCUCGGGCGGCUCCACGGGUCGUUCCUCGGCGCCUUCGACGCGCUCGACCGCGGCCCGCUGCCGGUCAUGCCCGUGCACGUCGAGCUCGCGGACUUCAUCGAGGCCUUCUUCGUCAAGUGCUGGGCGAGCGUCAAGGCCGGCGGCGUCUACGACCUGGGCGCCGAGGCCGCGGCGCUCGUCGACGCCGUCGCCGCGCCGGGCGUCUACGCGUCCCUCACGCGGCGCCUCGCGGAGCCGCCGCUCACGCUGCUCCACGGCGACUUCCGGGCCGCGAACCUCAUGGUCGACGAGGGCGGCGCGGUCGUCGUCUACGACUGGCAGUUCGCCGCGCUGGGCAACGGCGGCUACGACCUCGCGUACUUCGUCGCGCUCUCGGCGCCGGUCGACGAGCGGCGGCGGGCGGAGGGCGCGCUCCGCGCCGCGUACGCGGCCGCGCUCGCGGAGGCGUCGGGCGCGCCGGCGCCGCCGCCGGACGCGCUCGCCCGGGACGCGAACCGCGGCGUGCUCCUGGGCCUCGCGAGCUUCGUCAUCGGCGCGGCGACGGCGGGCGACGCGCCCGCGUCCGUCGCGACGCACCGCGCGGGGCUCGAGCGGCUGAGCGCCGCGGCCCUGGACUGGGGCGCGGUGCCCCGGGACUUGGAGGCUGUCAAAGCGCUCCAGGACACGAGCUUUCAGGAGGCGCGCGACCUCGUGGACCUCGCGCGCCAGUGCUACGCGGAAAUUGAGGACGACGCGGCGCGGCGCGCGGAGCGCGAGGCCCUCUGCGGCGAGCUCCAGACGCAAGUCAACGCGUACCUCGCGAAGACGCGCGCCGCGCGCGCCGAGUCGCUCGCGGCGCUCGACCGGCGAAAAGCCGCGCCGACGGACACGGCCGGCGACCGCAUCCUGCGCAAGGCCGUCGCGGACCUGGCGUCCCAGGACUACGCGGCCGCGCGCGCGGGCGUCGACGCCGCGCGCGCCGCGUUCGCCGCCGACGGCGUCCGCGGCCGCGAGACGGCCCUCGGCAACCUCUACGCGUCCAUCAACGCCGAGGAGGAGCGCGCCACGCGCGCCGAGAUCCGCCGCGAGCAGGACAAGGCCGAGGCCGAGGAGGAGGCGCGGCGCCGCGGCCGCCAGCUCGUCGCCGAGCAGAAGAUGGCCGCCGCGUUCGGCGGCGGCGGCGCGGGUGAUGCGGCGGAGAUGGGCCGCCGCGCCCGCAAACUCGUGCUGCUGUCGCUCGUCGGCCUGUCCCGGGGCUUCGCGCCGCGCCCCGACGCCGCGACCCUCCGCUGCGACACGCGGGCGUCGUCCGUCGCCGCGGGCGACGCCGCGGCCGUCGAGUCCAUGCGGUCCGCGCGGCUCGACGCCGUCGAGGACGCCGAGGACAUGCGGAAGAUCUUCGAGGCCGGCGCGGACGUGCAGCUCACGGUGGAGCAGGAGAUGGAGCUCGAGGACAAGCUCGAGGACGUCGGCUCCGUCUUCGACGCCGAGGACAUGAAACGCAUCUUCCGCAAGGGCGCCGAGGCCGAGGGUGGCGCCGCCGGCCUCAAGGGCGACGCGUCCAGCCUCGGGGACCUCGACGACGCGUCGUUCAAGUUGCUCAUGUGGAAGCGCCUCGGCCAGAACGACUUCGACCGGAUAUUCAAGGGCCCCCGCGUCGAGUUCGAGAUCAAGAACGUCGGCGUCGCGGCCGCGUCGAGCGACGGCCACGUCGUCGAGACGACGAGGAGCGACGGCAGCCCCGUGGCGGCGUCCGCGGCGCCGGCGUCGUCGCAGCCCGCGGUGACGAAGCUCCGGAAGAAGUGGAUCUGGAACCCGUCGAGCGUGCUCGACGCGCUCCGCUCCGCGCACAGCGACUCGCCCUCGAAAAGGGAGCCCAAGCUGCUCGAGAAAACGGAGAUUGUCCGCGAACGAAGGAAGCUCGCGAUCACGAAGUACUCGUGGCUCGACGAGGACACGAAGAUCCGCAUCUACAUCCCCAUCGAGGACGGCCGCUUCCAGCAGCCGGGCGCCGUGUCGCUCGAGUGCACGGACAAGAGCGUCACGCUCGUCGCGGACCUCGGCGACGAGGUCCACACCUUCGCGGUGCCCCAGCUCUACGACAAGAUCGAGAGCGGCGCGUUCAAGGUCAAGCCGAACAAGAUCGUCGUCACCCUGAAGAAGCCCAAGGAAUCCAAGUUCAAGUGGUACGACCUGAAGAAGUAGGCCGCGGGGAUUUUGCUUCGUCGUCCCGCGACGGACCAGGAAGCGGUCGCGCGCCGCUGGCGCUUGUUCGGCUAAGUGGACUCACACACACGAAACACACGACGCCCUCGAGGACGCCCCAUCGAGGACUUCAUCGAGGCCCGUGUGAACCGAUGCAACCUAAAUAUAGUAUCCUUCGCGACGAGUAUGGUGCACUUUGAAUGAUGCCAUCCUCUGGUUGGUUUCGCAGGGGGCUGCAAUGCGGCCGUGACUGACGGAGCUCCAUGGAGGAGCCCGUGGACCUGUCGGCGGCCGCCGAGGCGGCGGGCCUCCCGAUCGUCGAGGAGGUCGCGGCGCCGGCGCCGGCGCCGGAGUCGGCGGCCGGCGGCCGCGUGACGGACGAGGAGCUCGCGGCCUACGGGAACGAGUCCCGCCCCACGGACACGAGCGAGGAGGGUGGCUCGCGGACGGCCGCGACGUCGCGGCCGAGCACGGGCACGUCCCGCGCCGACGGGUCCGUCGCGUCCGGCGCCGCCGCGGGCCUGAGCGACGAGGAGCUGGGCGCGUUCCUCGCCGCGAACGCCGAGGCCGAGGCCAAGCGGCCGCGGUCGUCGAGCCCCGCGUCCGACGCCGAGCUCGACGCCUACAUCGCCGCGGGCACGUCCGAGUCCAAGCAGAGCGACCCUCCGGCGGCCGCGCCCGCCGGGGACGACCUCGAGGCGCACGGGUACCGCCUGUCGGCGCAGAACGUCGCGCGCGCGGCCCGGGAGGCGGCCGCGGCGGCCGAGGCGGUCGCGUCGACGUCGCCGGAGCACAUCAUGCGCGCCAUCGCGGCGCCGAACCCCUACCAGUUCCGGCGGAGCUCGCGCAACAGCUUCGGGAGCGUCUGCAGCCGGACGCCGUCGUUCUCGUCGCUCUGCGAGGAGAAGGAGCUCCUGGAGGAGCGGCCGCCGUCGAGCGAGCUGAGCAACCCGCUCGAGCUCGCCAAGGCCGUGCCCGAGGACCAGGAGCAGGGCUCCUGGAGCCCGCCGCCCGCGGGCGACGGCCGCGGCGACCUCCUGCGGUCGAACGCGCUCGCGCGGUCCGACCGGCGCGACACCGACGCCGGCGCGCCGGCGGCGGCGCCCGCGAAGCCGCCGCCGACGGCGUCGGGCCCGCCGCCGAACCUGAGCGCGCGGCGCGCGUCCCUCGGCGCGCGGCGCGCGUCGCUCACGCGGCGGACGUCGAUCGGCGCGUCGCUCGGCCGGCGCCUGAGCCUGCGGAACGUCGUCUCCACGGUCAUCGACGGGCUCGGGCAGGACGGCGCGAGCCCGCGGACCCAGCGGGGCUCCAAGGACAGCGUCGCGUCCCUCGAGGGCGACGACGGCGAGGGCAAGUCGCCGACGAAGAGGCCGAACCGCCUCAUCCGCCAGCUGACGAUGCGGACGCUGGCGAAGCGCAAGAGCCGCGACCUGACGGGCGAGGGCGACAGCCCCAAGUCGCCGGAGAAGCCCGAGGAGAAGAAGAACCUGGGCCGCAUGCUCAUGUCGGCCGAGAAGUUCGAGAAGAUCAUGCAGUCGCAGAAGCUCGGCCGCGACCACGAGUCCAUGGUCAACCAGUUCAAGCUGCGCACGACGCCCACGGCCCAGCAGGGCGACAGCUCCUGGAUCAACCGCGCGCUCAGCUCGUCGAAGCACGUGCGCGUCCUCGCGCCGCGGGGGGAGCGCGGCGAGAGCGGCUGGUCGCACGCGGGCCGCGUCGCCCUCAUCCUCGCGACGCUCGCCGAGGAGCGCGACUUCCUGCGGGACAAAAGCGAGGAGGACGCGCCGCGCCAGCUGCGGGAGCAGGCGAUCCUCGCGUUCCUGCGGGCGACGUGCCCGGCGCUCGUCGCCAAGGUCGAGACGCACCACGAGAUCGCGGACGAGCUCGUCGCGCUCCGCGCCGCGCUCGAGGACCGGGGCGUCUUCUCCGUGUCGACGGGCGAGCAGCACCUGUUCCAGUGCGGCACGCUCGAGGAGGUCCGCGCGGAGAUCGAACGGCUCGAGGCCGCGGAGAAGCGCGAGGGCUGGAAGCAGGCCGUCCCGCGGUGCAUGAUGCGCAACUGGAAGACGUC
Messenger RNA from Aureococcus anophagefferens, 4684 nucleotides. RefSeq lists its product as hypothetical. The record is from RefSeq and is a predicted model, not a curated record. The transcript is spliced from 6 exons. Gene Ontology annotation, cellular component: nucleus. Bases 1 to 2613 code for a protein of 870 amino acids. Lineage: Eukaryota; Pelagophyceae; Pelagomonadales; Pelagomonadaceae.